CAGCCGCUCAGGUACAACUCUAGCAAAUGGAAGACAUUGAGGAUUUGUUGGCCGGCGGCGCCGGCGGAGCGCCGCCGGGUUUCCGUCUGGUGGUUCCAGCUGCCGUAGGUGUCAAGCCAAGGAAGAAGCCUUUGCAAGAUUCUCUUAAGAGCUACGAUACAGCUAAAAUCCCUGGCACUCAGACAAUCUACAUGAAAACUUUCGGCUGCUCACACAAUCAGGUAAACUUUUCUAAGCUGAGGAUUUGUUUUCUAGCUGUUUUCUUUGUUUCAAACUGCGAAGUGAAAGCAAGUGAUAGUGAAUAUAUGGCGGGGCAGCUUUCUGCAUUUGGAUACAGUUUAAGCGAAAAUCAGGAUGAAGCAGACCUAUGGCUGAUUAACACCUGUACAGUUAAGUCUCCCAGUCAGUCUGCCAUGGAAACACUUAUAACUAAAUGUAGAAAAUCAAAAAAGCCUCUUGUCGUUGCCGGGUGUGUUCCUCAAGGAAGUCGUGAUCUAAAGGAGCUUGAAGGAGUGAGCAUAGUUGGAGUGCAGCAAAUUGAUCGAGUGGUAGAAGUCGUUGAGGAGACCCUGAAAGGACAUGAGGUGCGGCUUUUGACUCGGAGGACAUUACCAGCACUUGAUCUCCCAAAGGUUCGAAGAAACAAGUUUGUCGAGAUCCUUCCAAUUAAUGUUGGGUGUUUAGGUGCUUGCACCUAUUGCAAAACAAAACAUGCUCGUGGUCAUUUAGGAAGCUACACAGUUGAUAGCCUUGUGGGUCGUGUGAGAACUGUUAUAGCCGAUGGAGUCAGGGAGAUCUGGUUAAGUAGUGAAGACACUGGAGCAUACGGUCGUGACAUUGGAGUUAAUCUUCCAAUUUUGCUAAAUUCUUUAGUAGCAGAGCUGCCUUCGGAUGGGAGCACAAUGCUCCGAAUUGGAAUGACUAAUCCUCCUUAUAUUCUGGAGCACUUGAAAGAGAUAGCCGAGGUUUUGCGCCAUCCUUGUGUUUAUUCUUUUCUUCAUGUACCAGUUCAGUCAGGAAGUGACACCAUCUUGACUGCGAUGAACCGGGAGUAUACUGUGAGCGAAUUUAGAACAGUGGUUGAUACAUUAAUUGAACUAGUUCCUGGGAUGCAGAUAGCCACAGAUAUUAUAUGUGGAUUUCCUGGGGAAACUGACGAAGAUUUUGAACAGACUGUCAAGCUAAUCAAGGAGUACAAGUUUGCUCAAGUUCACAUAUCACAGUUUUAUCCUAGGCCUGGAACACCUGCUGCAAGGAUGAAAAAAGUUCCCAGUAACGUUGUGAAGAAACGUAGCCGUGAGUUGACUACUGUAUUCGAGUCAUUUACACCAUAUGUCGGGAUGGAGGGGAAAAUCGAGAGGAUAUGGAUUACUGAAGUAGCCACUGAUGGAACACACUUAGUGGGCCACACAAAGGGAUACAUUCAAGUGCUAGUGGAUGGGCCUGAAAGCAUGUUGGGUUCUUCAGCUAUGGUCAAGAUAACUUCCGUAGGAAGAUGGUCGGUUUUUGGAGAGGUGAUUCAGAUCCUAAACGAAACCGCGCACUUUCCCAAGAAUCAUGACUCUGUAGAAGAACACUCGUGUUCCAGCUUGAAUGAAACCUGCUGUUCGAAAGAGGCUGAAACAUGCGCCUGUGGAUUGACAUCAGGCUGUGGAAAAACCGAACAGGAAACUGUUUUCGGCACAAAGGAUGUCCAAAAGCCGGAAGACAGCAGAAGCCAAAAUCUAGUAGGAUGGUUUUUAAGGAAGCGGAAGAACAUUAGAUCUCAUAGGACGAUAGAGAAUGAGAGAAAAUCGGAACUGGAUGAGAAGCAAGAACCCUGUAGACAGGUUCAUGACUGGAGUUCGGUUGAUAAAGCCCUUCUUUUCGGAAUAGUUUAUUUGUUCUGUGGGGAUCUAUUAUUGUGUUGUAAUGUUUUUUGUUUCCUACAUUUCAUACUGGCUGAACGUCAAAUUCAUGUUUUGAGAAGUUAUGAAUUCAGAAUUCCUGUGAAGUUGCAGCAAAUCAUCUACAUGAAACUGAAGACAGGGAGAACCGUGGCCGGUUAUCGAGCUUCAAACUUUCCAACUUUUAAAGCUUACCCUCACAGAAGUGAGUCUGACCUGGCAGGCAACCUCUUGAAGAAGUUGACAGGUGCUGGUGGCAGCUUGUACCGCAUCCUCGGAUGGCGCAACACUAGCCCUUGGAUCUCUCCAGUUCAACAAGGCAAGUGCCCUCUCCCCUUGAUUCGCCACGUCAGCUGCCACAGUCUGAACUCGACCCGCCACACUCCUCAACCUAUCGUACCUCAUCCUCACAAAGUCGCUCGGUUUAGUAGUGGGGAACGAAUCAAAUUCCUCUUCGAGUUCAUCCGAGUUGGCAUUCUCCGCCUGAGAAAGAUUCGGGUCCAUGUGGAGCGGAUUCCUGGGCCUAAAACGGUAAUUCCAAAGCCCGAUUGCGAAAAGAUAAAGAAAAACCGUGGGGAAAAUCAGCUCGGGAUAGCAGACGAGUAUCAAGAACAAGAUAUGAACAAGGACUGUCGUAAUCGGGUAUUUCCACUGACAUAUCCCCUCGAACCACGCGCACGCGUGCUGAACUCCCGAGACAACCGUCAUCACACGAUGAAAAUUGGCUUUGCUCCUCCGCAGGCUGAACAGCUGGUGGUCCACGUCAAGCAUGUACUCGAUGACCUCAGCCCGAAGCGGAGGCUCAGCCCGCGCCAGCUCAGCCGCCACAAUAUUCAUCGCGUAGUGCCUCAGCAGAUCGACAUGCUUGACGUCUAUCGGGUGCACGUAGUGCAUUUUAGGCAGCAGCGGCCUCCCGUAUUGGGCCAGCAUGUGGGCCCACGCGGUGCACGUGAACCUCACCGCCAGGUGGACCUCUCCGUUUCGUUUCAGGCCCGACGGGCCCAAAACCAGGAGCGGGUACGUGUAGGUGUAAACCCGUUCUGCCUCCAGAGUCGACACCCGAAUCCUCACCUUCCCCAUCUUCUGGUCCUUUGGAGCACCCUCCCCUCCGCUGACCUGGCAGUUGUCGAAAACUCCGAGCGUGAAAACGGUGCACGGGUCGAAAACCUCCCACGUGUACUGCUCGUUCCACGUCGGGUGACAGCUGUCGAGAAUCGUCCUCGUGCGGACCCACUUGCUCCCGUAUUUUGCCACGCAGUACGCGUCGGUCAGCUUUCCCUGUUUCGCCUUCAUCGCCGCGAGGUUCCGAGCGCUAAGUAUCCCGAUUUCGAGAAUCCCGACACUCCGCUUUCUCAGCUGAUUACCCGACGGCUGCCGAUCGCUCCCGAACUGAGUCAACUCGUCCAGCACGUGAUAACCCGCGUCUAA
Messenger RNA from Striga asiatica, 3314 nucleotides. Lineage: Eukaryota; Viridiplantae; Streptophyta; Magnoliopsida; Lamiales; Orobanchaceae. The record is from the annotation of a GenBank genome assembly.